UUUCAACGUGUGACGUCACGCACGGGCUGGGUCUGCGAAUCUAAUUCCGACAUAGGAAUAUUUAUUUGGAGCUACAAAAACACCUCCGUCGUCAACCAUCCCUGCCAAGCCCAGAGCGUGGUGCUGAACAGCUGCAGCCGGGAUGUCCUACAUGAGAGCAGACAGCAGCCGGUCUCAACCACGAGACUUCAGCAACCUCACCCAGACAUGCAGCAGCAACAUCCAGAAAAUCACCCAGAACACUGGGCAGAUCAAAAAUAUGCUGUACCAAAUGGGGACAAGACAGGAAACCCCAGAGCUGCAAGAGAGACUUCAGCAGCUCCAGCACUACACCAACCAGCUGGCUAAAGAAACCAACAGACACCUGAAGGAGCUGGGUUCACUUCCCUUACCGCUCUCUCCAUCAGAGCAGAGACAACAGAAGAUCCAGAAGGAGCGGCUGAUGAAUGAUUUCUCUGCAGCCCUCAACAACUUCCAGGUGGUGCAGCGACGGGCAGCCGAGAAGGAGAAGGAGUCGGUGGCCAGGGCUCGUGCUGGCACCCGCACCAUGGGAGACGGUGGCAAUGUGGAUGAACAGCUGGUCACAUUUGAAAAGGAAGAUGAUGACUGGGGUCAGAGCCAGACUCAGACUCAGGAGCCUGCCAUUACGGAGGAGGACCUGGAGAUCAUUAAGGAGAGAGAGACUAACAUCAAACAGCUAGAGGCUGACAUUAUGGAUGUGAACCAAAUCUUCAAGGACCUGGCUGUUAUGAUCCAUGACCAGGGAGAGAUGAUUGACAGCAUUGAGGCUAACGUGGAGAGCGCUGAGGUCCAUGUAGACAGAGGCACCGCCCAGCUUCAAAAAGCAGCCUAUUACCAGAGGAAGUCCCGUAAGAGGAUGUGCAUCCUGGCCAUGGUGCUGUCGCUGGUGCUCAUCAUCCUGGUCAUCAUCAUCUGGCAGGCCAUCAAAUGAGAGACGCUCGGAGAGAGGCUUUAAGGGGCCAGCUGGUAACUUAAAAUGGCUUCCAAUGAGUACUUGUUUGUGUGUGUGUGUGUGCGUGUGUGUGUGUGUGUGUGGCUGUGAGUGUGUGUGUGUGUUUAUUUGUAUAAGAAAAUGAGCAAGGUUUUAGAAGGUCAAUACUCUUGUUAGCUGCUGAUGGCCGAUGUUUUGCACUGAUAUCUUUAAAUUUCACCAAAUUCGUGUUGAGUAAUUCUAAAUAUAAGGUCAAUUUAUGGCUGGAUUGAUACUGGCUGGAUGCUCCAAAUGCUAACUGUUAGCCUCGUGCCAUUGAGGUGGACUUCCCCCCAGCUAACAUUCUUCAAAACAACUGCAUACCAUAAUAUUACUACUAAUGCAUACUUGUUAAGAAAAAUGUCUCAUUAGAAUCAAUUGAGAGCUUUCUAUUAAAAAAACAAAACAAACAAACAAAAACAGUGUGGUAUUGAUAAUUUCAACAACAAAUACUCAAUCUGUCAAAGUGCAUAAUGUCCAAUGAACCAAAUCCCAUUAUUAAUGAAAGGCCAAUAUCGGUCCCAAAUAUCGGUCUUACCUUAAACGACAGAGCCUGUGUGUUUUGGUGUGAAUGUCGAUGCUUUGCAGUCCGCUUGAUUUGAAAUAUUGUCGAAUAAAUUUAACAGUUGCACAGCUUCAGCCUUGAAUCAUGCACUGGUUUCUAGUCACACAACUGGUGUAUUCCUGGUCCACAGCAUCCUAUAGACUCCAUUAUUAUUAUACCUAGUAUUAUGCCAUGCUUGACUACAUAUUCAUCUUGAGGGGAAUGCAUUCAUUAACUUUUUUUUUCUUUGUGUGUGUGUGUGUGUGUGUGUGUGUGUGUGUGGGUGCGUGUAUGUACAGUAUGUGUACAUAAAUGUGUAGAAUUGGAUACACCGAUAGAUUGUACAGUUCUCUGCACAUCUGUCUACCAAUAUACCCUACAUUCUAACACAUCGGUAAUUAACCGUUCUAACUAAAUAACCAUUACCACUAUUGUAAGAUUCUGGUCUAUAUAAUGCAAUGUUGCACAAUUUUGUAUGUAAAUACGUAGACAUGCUCUCUGGUUUAAUAUGAGUUUUGUUCUGGCUCUAUGAAGUGUGAAUGUCUUAUAAAGAUGUUGAUAAAAAUGAUAAAUGGUAGCACCUGGCAAAAACGCCUGUCAAUGUGUUUUCACUGGUUAUGCCCACUUGAAUGAGAUUUUAAUAAAUUUCCACCUAUCAAGUGCU
Messenger RNA from Myripristis murdjan (pinecone soldierfish), 2199 nucleotides. It is a transcript of the gene stx12l, whose product is annotated as syntaxin 12, like. Gene Ontology annotation, molecular function: SNARE binding; SNAP receptor activity. Gene Ontology annotation, cellular component: endomembrane system; synaptic vesicle; SNARE complex. The transcript has 10 exons. Gene Ontology annotation, biological process: autophagosome assembly; intracellular protein transport; vesicle-mediated transport. The record is from RefSeq and is a predicted model, not a curated record. Bases 143 to 952 code for a protein of 269 amino acids. Lineage: Eukaryota; Metazoa; Chordata; Actinopteri; Holocentriformes; Holocentridae.